AUGGAAGGGGCGGAGAUCAACAAGUCGCUGCUCGCGCUCAAGGAGUGCAUUCGAGCGCUCGGGAUGGGGAAAAGCCACGUGCCCUUCCGCGGCUCCAUCCUGACGGAGGUCCUGCGGGACUCCUUUACGGGAAAUAGCCGCACGACGAUGAUCGCGACCAUCUCGCCAACGGCCCAGCAUUGCGUGAAUACCAUCAACACAAUGCGGUAUACGCAGCGAGUCAAAGACCUCGGCGGCGGCGGGGGGAAGGUUGAGCAGGUCCCGAUCAUAGUCCCGUCCGGCGGCGGCGGGCGUCGGGUCAAACGAAAGCCCUUCGAGGCCGCCCCGCCGAUUCGAAAUCGGCCGGAGUGGGUUAGCGACUUCGCCCCGCCAGAUUCGAACGCGGAGAUGGUCAGCAAUAAUAAUAAUCUAAACAACGGAAUGGCGGAGGUAGAACCCCCUCAGCAGGUCACCCUGGCGGGAGGGGCGGCCGUGCGGUCGCCCGCGGGCCGCCAAUGGCGGGCGUCGAACGCGAACAACAUCAAUAAUAAUGCGCGGGAGGAUCACCAUCGUGGGGGCCGAGGGGCGGUGCGGAUUCGCGUGAAGGAUCCGAAGAUCGCGACGAUAGUGCAAAACCAUAUCGUGGCGCUCGAACAGGCCUACGACGACGAUGACGACGAGGAGGAGGAGGAAGUUGGGAAUAACGCGAGUAGUAAUACCCACCACGAGGGCGGUGAGAUUCACAGAAACGCCGGAAACGUAAACGGCGGCGCGGCGCUGCGGAAGGAUGAGGAAUGGCAGGUGCGAAAGGUCCACGCCCACGUCGUGGAGGAAAUCGGCAAGGCGGAGGAAAAGCUCGUCGCGCUCCACCGCCGCCAUAUCGACUCCAAGAUGACUGGGAUUAAGGAUGAGAUACGCGCUAUUCAGUCCUUUGAGGAGUCCGAUUCAGUCGACGAAUACGUCAACAAGGUGCGGAAUCUUUUGGAAAAGCAAAAGGCAGAUAUGGAUCAGAUAGUCAAGAUGCUCAUCUCUAUUAGUGAUAUGCUAAAAGAUGAAGAAGAUCUAUCAAAAACAUUGAAUUCGACAAAUAAGACACGUUAA
Phytomonas sp. Hart1 is the source of this 1080-nucleotide messenger RNA. Lineage: Eukaryota; Euglenozoa; Kinetoplastea; Trypanosomatida; Trypanosomatidae. The record is from the annotation of a GenBank genome assembly.